Molecule: messenger RNA, 441 nt
Organism: Dovyalis caffra
Lineage: Eukaryota; Viridiplantae; Streptophyta; Magnoliopsida; Malpighiales; Salicaceae
Source: the annotation of a GenBank genome assembly
AUGGAAGAGCAGCAAGCUCAUCGCCAGGACAGCAAGGGCAACAACCAUGCAUCUCGGUCAAAUCAACUGCUGCCUCCACCACUGCAAGCCAACAGUAUUACCAAUUUCUCGGGGGUGCGAGCUAUCCCUGUAAGAACUGUCAGUCCUGCGGUGCUGCCUCCCCAAAUAGAGAGUCCAAUAAUGGAAAACCGAUCACUUGGACAAGGCAAUGAAUCCAUUAACCACUCAACAAAUCGGGUCCGGCCAGUUCCCGUGGCUCCAGGUCAUUGUACUUCAGCAAUGCCUGAUCUUAACUUAAAUGUGAAUUCAACUGCUGAUUCAUCACCAUUGUCGCUCAAACUGUCCUUACCGUCUGAUGAGAGGGAAUCCUUAUCAAGGCAUUCGGCUUUCCAGGCGGUGUCAAGUUUAAAAAAUGGUGAUAACACGAUCAUUGUUGCUUGA